GGGCUGGCUUGGCUAGCAGAGGGGAUCCAGUGUGCAGAGGGGACUGACCGGCAAGGCAGAGGAGCGGAAACUUUCAGGGAUUUUGAAAGAAGGCGGCGGCGACGCGCCACACUUCCAGGGUGAGCCUGCUGGUGGUCACGGGCUAGGUGUCCCGAGGGAGGGAUCCAGGCAAAGAAGAACUCCUUGGCCUUCCGCCCCUUUGCAGCCCCCCGUUCCCUCCUCCGUGUCACUUUUGCGCGCGUGCGUGUGUAUGCUUAGCUUGCAAAACUCCAGCCCGGACGCCCCUAAUCAAACGCACAUGCCUCGGCAGCAGCAGCUUUUGCCUUCCCCUCGCGCUCCAGCCGUGCCAGCACCUCCGCCUCUUCUGCAAGGCUUGCAUAUUCCUGCUUCCACAGCCGCUCUGCAAACUUCCAAAGGGGUGGAGGAUCAAAAGAACACAUGGAUUAUCUUCUUCUUCUUCUUCUUCUUCUUCUUCUUCUUCUUCUUCUUCUUCUUCUUCUUCUUCUUCUUCUUCUUCUUCUUCUUUCAAAUGCAAGGGGUGCUGCCUCACCAGAGGGCAGAAGUCAGCUGCCUUUUAGACAGUUUUCCGAAACGCACGCGAGGUAGGUCUUAGCAGGCACGGUUUGCUAGAGCGGAAACGGAGCUCUUCUCUCCUUCCCCAUCCCUAGCAGAAAUAAUAUUUUUUUUAUUUAAAAAAAAAAUGUGCAAAUGCCCUGUCAAGCAACAAACCUUCCAUUUGAAUGAGGGUUUUGGUUUUUGUUCUGGGUUUUUGUUUGUUUGUUUUGCUCCAGCUUUCCUUCCCAUUUUGCAGAUCACAAAACUGAGGCAGGCUAUUAUCUGGAGUUCUCAAUUGCACACAUGUGCAGACUGAAAUUAAAGCAUCCUUUCAGAUGUUUGGUUAGGGUGGGCACUGCAGACAAACUGCCCCACCUAAAAAUUGAUAGGGGGAAGGGCUCAUUGGUACAGCAUCUCAGGGAGAGAGCACCUUUGUUGCAUGCAGAAGGUCCCAGGUUCAGUCCUCUCAAGCAUCUCCAGGUAGGCCUGGGAAUGCCCCCUGCCUGAAACCCUGGAGAACUGCUGCCAGUCCGUGUAGACAGAACUGAGCUAGAUUGACAGAUGGAACUGACUUGGUAUAAGUCAGCUUCCUAUGCUACUAUGUUCAUAAGAUUUAAACACACACAUACACACCAGACUUUUAACAUUUCUAAUACUACUGAGAUUUCAUUUUUAGAACAGGAAACUUUCUGGCAAGGAAGAAAGAUCAGUUAACAAUCUAAACUCUGCCUUCCUGACUGGAUGAGCUGUGUUCAUCCAAAAUGCUCCCUGAAUGGGAGGGAUCUUUCAAGAUCACUAUAAAUAAUACUUAUCUCAGUUAAGUCAUCCUGGAGGGAAAUAUCCCCUUGUAAUUACUGUGAUGUCUGUAGUCAUGGCAGGGGGCUUAAGAAUGGUGCUGAAAAGGGGUAACUUAAGAAAGUUAUUAUAUAAGGAAGGUGUACAUUAGCACAUAUUAUUGUUUUCCCGCUUAUGGUACCUUUCUAAAGGUAACAUGAUAAAUUAUAGGAACAAGACUAAAUGUAAUGUGGAAGGUCUGUUGAUAAGAUCUCUUUAUGUCUUCUUGUUUGGUUAAAAGCAACUGCUGGAGGAGGGGGAAUCUGGAUUGCAGGGUGGCGAAGAGGGACUACCCUUCACACCCACAAUCCACACCAUUUUCCCAUCUUAAAUAAAGAUGCGAACAAACAAAAAAGCGAAAGGGAGAUACAGGAACAACACAGGUCCCUGUAGUUAAUAACAAUGCCUGAUGGCAGCUGUCAAUCAGAGAGACUUCACAGCAGGGAAAGUUAAUCUCCUCCUCCUCCAUUGCUGCAACCCCGAUCCGAAUCCCACUCCCAUGGGUGCUUUUAACUGAAGAUAAAGGACUCUGAGAAAUCCAAUCACAGAGCUUCCACAUCACAUCCUGUUUGUCCCAUACGUAGCCUCUUGCCCUUAUCAAGCUUUCCGUUGGCCAGUGAAGGAAUUACUGGUUUUCAAGUUGUUUCUUUGAUGCUCCUGGAGAUGUAUCACCUCUACCACAUGUUCUGUACAACCAAUGGAGUGAUCCUGUGCAGGUCUACUCAAAAGAAAAGGUCCAUUGAGGACGUAUGCAGAAGAUUGCGGCCCACAGGAGCUAUUCAUCAUCUCUGAGUGCAGAAGGAACAACCGUGUCACUUGCUGUAAAGUAAUUUACCAUAUGUGCAAACAGGAAAUACCUAGAAAGAAGAGAGAGAGAGAGAAUUGUCUUCACAGAGGUGCUAUAUCAAUGCUUUCAGGUUUCAAAAACAUGACUGACAACCUCUCAUUACAAGAGAACAACACAUUUGGUAUUUUAAGGGGGCUUGAGAAGUUGGGUUGUAUAAACUCUUACAAUGGCGGGGUGGUACUCAACUAAGUCUUUACUUAGAGUAGACUGAAAUGAACAAACUUUUAAAUUAGUCUACUCUGAGUAAAAUCUUAGUUGAAUACCACCCCUACACUGUAAGACAUGGGUAGGCAAACUAAGGCCUGUGGGCCGGAUCAGGCCCAAUUGCCUUCUGGAUCUGGUCUGCGGACAGUCCGGGAACCACUGCAUGGAUCGCCAGCAUGCACGCUCUUUCCCUCUCCCUCCCUCUCCUUCACAGGGCAGCGGCGGCAGCAGCAGCAGCGGUGGCACCGGCGCCUCCUCCCUCCCUCCUGGCUUCUCCCCGCCCUGCCUAGAGAAGGAAGGGAGCUGGGCUUUGUUGGUGCCAGCAGCUGCACUUGAGCAGCUGCCAUUUUAAGCAGGCCCUCUCCAGAGCCCGUUCGUGCGCCGCUCAUUGUCCUGCCGCCACCGUCAGCCCCUGCCGCUCGCAAAACACAGGUAAGCAGCCAUGGGGGCUCAUGGUGCUCUUGCAUCAUUUCUUUUUUCAAAAUAUAGUUCAGCCCCUCACAAGGUCUGAGGUACAGUGGACCAGCCCCCUGCUGAAAAAGUUUGCUGACCCCUGCUGUAAGAGUUUAUCCAACCCAUCUCCUCAAACCCCCCAAAAUAUCAAGAAUGUUCCCUCAUGACUAGAGGCACUCAGCCAUGUUUUUGAAACCUGAAAGGACUGAUAUAGCACCUCUCUGAAGAGGAUUCGCUCUCGCUCUUCUUUCUUUCUGCUUGCUUGCCCUACCUUCUCCUUGCUUCUGAGGCAUUUUUAGUCACAGAGAAUCGUGGUCCAGAAACACCCUGUCCUUUCACAUCCUCUCGAUUUCAGUUGUCUUUGUGUUUCCUUCUCUUCUCUGCCAGGUCACUAUGGAAACCAUCCAAAUGCAAGUACCUUUGGUCUUCCUUGUACUCCCACUAUUUGUAUUUGGGGCGCCCGCUGAUGCGUCUGGCCCCCAAGAAGUCACCAUCACCUCGAGCAGUUGCAAACGUUGCUGUGAUUCCCUGGAUGCACCUGGCUCCUCUGAGGCCAGUCCCGACAGAAACAGUCCCCACUCCUUGCCAUAUAUUAUUCCAGAGGUGCGUCCAUAUAUCAACAUUACCAUUCUGAAGGGUAAGUGUAUAUUCAGCUGCUACUCCUCUCCCUUCAUUCUUUCCUUCCAGCUUUACCUCAGUGCCUAAAAUCAUAUUUUAAGCUUCCCAAUGGGCUGGGGGAUGUACUUGAAUUUUGCCUGUUACUUUGUAAACUUCCAUGUGAAGUGUCGUUACUAUAUACAGUGGUACCUCGGGUUACAUACACUUCAGGUUACAGACUCCGCUAACCCAGAAAUAGUACCUCGGGUUAAGAACUUUGCUUCAGGAUGAGAACAGAAAUCGUGCUCCGGCGGCGCAGCAGCAGCAGGAGGCCCCAUUAGCUAAAGUGGUACUUCAGGUUAAGAACAGUUUCAGGUUAAGAACAGACCUCCAGAACGAAUUAAGUAUGUAACCAGAGGUACCACUGUAUACACUUGUGUGUAUAUAACAUAUAUAGAAAUGUAAUUUGAGUGGUUAAUGUGCAAAGCAACUGGCCAUUGUGCACAUUUACCAGGCCUCAUGGAGAGCACAUAAUCCUUCCAUGAAGAGGAAAAUGUGUGCAUUUCCCGGUCAAUCAAUGGGGCUUGUUGGGGAUUAUGCAUGCUGGCCAGAGAAUGUACAAAAUCCAAUCAAGAUAUGCACAUUUUCCAAUGUCUGUUGGCAAUUAGGCAUAUUGACUAUGAAAAGUGCACAAUUUCCUCUUCAUGAAAGGAUUAUGGGUAGAAUUCAAUGUCACACUAAGGCCAUGUUCCAUCAGCCCAAGCUUUUCAGAUUGCCAGAUAAAACAAUCUCCUCCACCCCUGCACAGUGUUCAGGGUGUGCGUCUCCUGGCCAUCCAAAGCAGAACUGGGGAGGGUAUGGAGGGAGGAAAUGUUGGUGGGGGAAGCUAGUGGGAUUCACUGCCCUGGCUUUCCUAAGUGCAGCAACCCAAAUGAAUCUGACCCUAUGUGAACAUUCUCCAUAAGACCCGAUGAAUGUGCACAACGGUCAGUUGUUACACAUAUUAACCACUCAAUUCACAUUCCCCUGAAUAUGUACAAUAUGAUUGUGUGUGUGUGUGUGUGUGUGUGUGUGUGUGUGUGUGUGUAUCUAAGCCCAGUACAAGCUUGUUUGUAACUAAAGUUGCCCAUAAGUAACAUUCCUCAAUGCUGGGUAAGUUGCUCAUCUGUCUGUAGCAGAACCAUAAAAGUCCAAGGAAUGGCUCCAUUUGGUUAGAAAAGCCUGAAAUCAGUUCAGGCCCAAGACCAAAAGUUAUCCUCUUCAGGCCAAAUGUAAAGCAGACAGAGGUUGCCAGCCUGCAACUAAUUGAGGAAAGUCUGCCUAGUGGUAGCAUAUGUUUUACUUGGCUGCAGCCUCAUAUCUCUGAGGGCUUCCAAAGACUCUCCUUCUCCAGUUGUCCUUGCAUGUGGGACAUAGCUGCUGCUUUUGCCCCGCCUUCCGUCACAGAUCUUUCCCCACAGCCCACCUCCUUCACUGGCAGCUGUGUCGUCCUUUUAUCACGAUGACUGCCAAGGAUGCUGCAAAAUGCAUGGAAACACAUUGUAAGAGAGGGUUCCAAGCCCACCAACCAAACCAUGGGUAACCUAAGCCUUUGCUUUCUCUUUCUCUCUCUCCCGCCACAGGAGAUAAAGGAGAUCAAGGAGAACCUGGGAUUCCUGGGAAAUGGGGCAAAGAGGGGCCACCGGGUGAACGGGGAGCCCCGGGCCCAAAGGGCAGCAAAGGGCAGAUGGGUGCCCCUGGAGAUCCUUGCAAGCACCAGUACGCGGCCUUCUCGGUCGGCCGCAAGAAGGCGCUCCACAGCAGCGAAGGCUACCAGGCCUUGAUCUUUGACACGGUCUUCGUGAACCUCUACAGCCACUUUGACAUGUUCAAGGGCAAGUUCUACUGCUACGUGGCUGGCCUGUACUUCUUCAGCCUGAACGUCCACACCUGGAACUUCAAGGAGACCUACAUGCACGUCAUGCGGAAUGACCAGGAGGAGGUCAUCCUCUACGCCCAGCCCAGCGACCGCAGCAUCAUGCAGAGCCAAAGCCUGAUGCUGGAGCUGCGGGAGAACGAUGAGGUCUGGGUGCGCCUCUACAAGCGAGAGCGCGACAACGCCAUCUACAGUGACAACGUGGACAUCUACAUCACCUUCAGCGGCUACCUGAUCAAGCCCAGCCUUGAGUAGCUGCUUGCCUCUCAAGCACCUCCGCUGCCCUCCUAAGCAUUACUGUAACACUGCCUGUAAGCUGCUGCAAAUCAUUCACAGAAGGACUGGAAGCAUCCGAAGAAUGCGGGGCCAUUCGAGAAGACCAUUUCACUAGAAAAUUAAGAUGGAAGAAGGGGAAUGUUUUGCUGACCAAUUCAUAAGCCUGCUUGUUUUCAGACAAGAUCGUGAGGUUAGAGCUGGGCUUUCUAGGUUAUCUGAAAUCUUCACACCUGCUACCCCAGACAUUUCCCUCAUGGGAAUAUUGGUGCAUGGACUUGGAAAGUGGUCUUCCUUACCAGAAUGCCCUAAGUGCUCUUGUUGUACAUGAAGGACACAGUUGAAUUGAGCAGUCUCAAGUGAGUGACAUCUUCAUAUAAAUUCCAAGCUAAACACACCCCGGCAGCCACUAUUUUUGCACAAUGAGUGCCCUUGGUGCAAUGAGACCUUCCUCCCUCUUCUCCAAAAUCUGGUUGGGAGGGUCAGGAGAACCCCCAAAAAAGCUUAUGCAGAGAGGGGAGGCAAUUCUGCCUGGCAAGUAGAAAUGCUUUCUCUGAUGGAGCAAUUGCCAUAGCUCGACUCUGAAUCCCACCCAUUGUGUGCAUGCCAUGCUCGUCUCUGAACAGGUUUUUAGCUCUGUAGGCUGAAAUUUAGGUCUCUUCAGUAGGCUGUGCACACAAAGGUCAGAAUCCAGCCCACAAAUUGUGCAUGAGAUCAAUGGGGCUUACACAACUGUGAACUGGAUCGUAGCCUGUGAUUUUAGAGCUUGUCAGCUGAACAGUCAAGGUUUAAAAUAGGUGUGCAAAAGAUACAGGGAAGUGUAAAGAAAGGAAUGGUGCAAUUACCUUUUUGUAAACUUCUGUUUGCCAUUGCCGUGCAGGGACAUUUGCACAUAUGGGGAAUAUGGGCCUAGACUGGUGCCCAGUUAACUUUGAUGGUGCCUUAGGUGUUGAAGAAAUAAGUCAGCUCAGGCUGGGGCAAACAUCAGAGGAAAGAAGGCUUUUAGAGGGAACAUUUUUUCUGGUUCUCAUAAGUGAGACCUGCACCUAUGUACAGGCAAUGAUCAUUUUGCGUGGGGGUUGCUUUCAUGAUCCCCUCAUACACAUUGACAGAGCCCACUCCACCCCAUUAUAUCCCCACCCCCUUUUCCAGCCAUUUCCAGGUUGCAGUGAUGCACAUGUGCACAGUCAUGCAUGCUUUAAAGCGCCGUUGCCUCUACUACACUGUAGAGUGCUUUUGUUCAAGAUUCCAACUAGCCAGCCCUACCACUUUGAAGAUACUCCAUUCCAUGCCCUUAUUUCCUGCUUUUCCAUCCCACCCCUUCCAUCAGUUAGUCAGUAUUCUGUGCCCAUUGAGCAUACCCAGUCCUUAGGAUUUUUUCCUUUAAAAAAUGAGUACCUGUGCAAACCUUGGGUCCCACCCCCACCCCACCCCGACUCUCUGUAGCUAUCACUUUUUUGAGCAUUGCUCUUUGCUAUACAUCAUGAUCCAAACAAAGAUAAUGAAUUCACUAUUAAUAAUAUAUAACACAUUAAUCCUGGGUUGCUUUAAAAAAAUGAAAGUCAUAUUGCAGGCAGUGGCACAACACUGACUAGCUCCUAUUCCUGCAGGCAAUUCAUCAGGAAGCAGUCUGGGAUAGAGCAGGGAAUGGGUAGCUGUCCAUCAUAGGAAAGAGACCAUAGCUCAGUAGUAGAAAGCCCCAGGUUCAGUUCCCCAUGUCUACCUAAAAGUAUCUUAAGUAGCAGAGCUGGAGACACCUUGUCUGAAUCCUUGGGAAGCUGCUGUCCUGGAUUAGUCAGUCCUGGACUAGAUGGACUAACAGUAUGACUCGAGAGAAGAAAGCUUUAAUGUUCUUCAUCAGAAGAAGGAGUAGCAGAUGAUUUCUCUAUUCACCUUGUACUACCAUGUGGGCACGGUAGGUGGUUACCCCCCCCCCCCGUUCCUUGUCUUAUGCAUAUCCAGCAAGCUGCAGCCAGUUUAGAAGGUAGCAAAAGCAACAACCCUUUUCCACCCACUGGCAAGCUACUUUCACUCAUCCAGAACGCUGCUCCACCUGUUAUAUAGGGAUGAUGUUGCUGAUCACCCUCACAGGGAUUUUGCCAGGAUUGCAGAUAGCGCUGGGCAAUAUCUGGUUUUCAACAUCAUGAUAUAUCACCAGCUAAACACAAUGUCUGAAAUAAGGUUGGAGCUAUGUACAGGCAUUGGCUGGCUUCACGGUUUUUCCUGCAUUGUAAAUUUCAUAUAGCACACACAAACACAUCAUGAUUCAUGAUAUAUUGCCAGGUCAAAACUUAUGAAACCGAUAUCACAAUAUUGGUAUCAAUCCAGUUUUGGACAAUAUAUUGAUAAAUCGCCCAGCCCUAACUGCAGAGGUACUUUGUGUAAAGCACUCUGAAGUUUCUAAAGGGCUAUGUAGUUGGCAUAUGGCUGUGUGCAAUGUUUAGCUGCAACUUUUUAUGCACAAGCUGUGAAUCUGCACAUGCCCCACCAAGCGUACUCGCUGCCUCUCCCACUGCCAUGUGGCCAAGUGUGCAGAGACAGCAGAUAGGAAAGCAGAGCUCUCCUUCCAAGUUGACAGGUCUCUCAGGGGGCAAAGGGCUAUGUGGGGGCAGACAUUUUUGCUUUGACCCCCAUGGAGAGCCCUGCAGAGCAAGGUUAUGAGAAAGAGUCAGGAAAGGGGGCUUUCUUCAGAUGGGGAAGUCCGGGACUGAUUGGACAAGGAACCAAAUUCCUCCUCUCUGCAAGGCAUAAACGGAGAAACCAGCUGUUGUAUAUUUGCAACGCGUGGCGUCCCUGUGUCUCUCUAGGGAACAGCAGGAAUUUCUAGCACUGAAUCGCUUCCAGACCUGAGCUCUGAAUUCCUCGAGCCUCUGCUUCCAUUCCAAUGUCAGCAGAGCUCUCAAAUGUUCCUACGGAGAAGUUCUGCGUUUAAAGUCAAUAAGGCAAAGUGUGUGGUGUGUCGGUGUUUACUGCUUGCUUUUUGGUGCAAGAGGCUUCUGACUUUUAAAGAAGCUCCUUUGGUGCUAAACCAGGAUCCUGGAGAUUAAUUGGUGCUUAAUGAGAGAUAUAUUGCAGACAUAGUGGACUGUGGAAUUUAUGGUGCUUUAUAGAGAACCCAAAUCCCCCAACCAGAUUUCUUGUGUGUGUGUAUAUUUUCCUAAAUAUUAAAACUUCUUUAUUGCACUU
Podarcis lilfordi (Lilford's wall lizard) is the source of this 8864-nucleotide messenger RNA. NCBI's taxonomy places the organism in Eukaryota, Metazoa, Chordata, Lepidosauria, Squamata, Lacertidae. The record is from the annotation of a GenBank genome assembly.